This is a messenger RNA of Hyposmocoma kahamanoa, 2407 nucleotides long. RefSeq names its product probable ATP-dependent RNA helicase DDX27 (gene Rs1). The record is from RefSeq and is a predicted model, not a curated record. Bases 16 to 2406 code for a protein of 796 amino acids. Gene Ontology annotation, molecular function: ATP binding; nucleic acid binding; RNA helicase activity. NCBI's taxonomy places the organism in Eukaryota, Metazoa, Arthropoda, Insecta, Lepidoptera, Cosmopterigidae. The transcript has 15 exons.
CAGUGAUAAUUAAUAAUGUCGUUAGAAAUACAUCCGGGCUUCAUAAGGACCAUUAAAGAUGGCGAAGAAAUUGAUGUUUUAGACGAGGAAUCUGAUGAGGAAAUCGAUUAUCAACCAUCUAAGCAAAAGGUGAAAAGGAAAGCUGAUUUUAACCCAAAAUUCCAAUUUGUAUCUUCAGUGGAAGAAUACAGUAAGAACACAUGGGACGAUCUUCAGAAGUACGUAAAAAGAAAUGUAAAACACACAUUGGACCAAAAAAUAGAGAGGCGGCGAGCGGAGGUUAGAGUCAAUGGGACUUCUGGUGCAGUAGACACUGAUUCAGAUGUUGACAGUAAAGAAGGCGAUGUGGACGAACUGGAAAUAUCCGACGAUGAACUCAAACAGGACGCUAUCAAGACCAAGGAAAAGAAACUGUCCAAGAAGCAAAAACUUAAACAGGAACUCGAAGAAGAUGAAGAAGAAGGGGGUACACGCAUUGAAUACGACUCGGACUUCUUUGAAGAGCCGCCUCCGUACGAUGAGAAUGCUUCAUUCUACAUGAUGAACCUAUCCAGACCUCUCAUGAAAGCCAUCGGCACUUUGAACUAUGUACAUCCUACACCCAUCCAGGCUAGCACAGUACCUAUUGCGUUGUUGGGCAAAGACAUAUGCGCGUGCGCAGCCACAGGCACGGGUAAGACAGCAGCGUACAUGUUGCCCAUCUUAGAGAGACUGUUGUAUAAAUCAGUUGGCGGUGACAGGGUCACUAGAGUACUAGUGUUGGUGCCUACCAGGGAACUUGGUGCACAGGUACACACGGUAACGAGACAACUAGCACAGUUUACUUCAGUCACAGUUGGGCUGUCGGUUGGAGGAUUAGAUGUCAAAUAUCAGGAAAGCGUACUCCGUAAAAACCCGGACAUUGUGAUAGCAACUCCAGGUCGAUUGAUCGAUCAUAUCAGAAAUACGCCAUCCUUCAGCUUGCACUCCAUUGAAGUGUUGGUACUGGACGAAGCAGACAGAAUGCUUGACGAAUAUUUCGCGGAGCAAAUGAAGGAGAUAAUCCGGCAAUGCUCACCUAAACGCCAAACAAUGUUGUUCUCGGCAACAAUGAGCGAUGAGGUGAAAGAUCUCGCCGCGGUGUCUCUCAAGAAACCUGUCAAGCUGUUCGUUGACUCGAAUAAGGAUGUGGCUUUCAAUUUGAGACAAGAGUUUGUCAGGAUCCGCAAAGAACGCGAAUCAGACCGUGAGGCGAUCCUCGCCGCGUUAAUAUGCCGCACCUUCAGGGACCGAGCUGUGAUCUUCGUGCAGACAAAGAAGCAGGCGCAUCGGCUGCACAUUGCGCUAGGAAUGCUGGGCAUUAAGGUAGCAGAACUUCAUGGAGCGUUGAACCAACCCCAACGUUUAGAUUCUCUUAAGAGGUUUAGAGAAGAACUAGUGGACGUGCUGGUGGCCACAGACGUCGCCGCUAGGGGUCUCGAUAUACCAGGAGUCAAGACUGUAGUAAACUUUACGUUGCCAGCAACACUCGAGCAUUACAUUCACAGGGUAGGUAGAACAGCCCGUGCCGGUCGCGCAGGCGUCUCGGUGUCACUCGCGGGGGAAGCAGAACGCACCUUGGUCAAAGCCAUAGUGAAGCGGGCCAAGCGGCCGGUCAAGUCGAGACAAGUGCCGCCGGAUAUAGUUGCCAAAUACCGCGACCGGCUGGCUAAGAUUGAACCGGAGAUUGCGGCGAUUCUCGAUGAGGAAUACGCAGAGAAACAGCUAAACAAAAUGGAAAAGCAGACGAAUAAGCUAGAAGGCGCCCUCAAACCGGAGAAAGAGGAAGGUCCUAAGUUUGAGGUGCAGAGGACGCAUGAUUGGUUCCAGACGCCGAAGGAAAAACGGGAGGAGAAAGAACGUCUGACCUUGACUAAAACUGACGGGAAAGAAAAACCUCAAAAAGGUAAAGGUAAGAAACGCCAGCGCGAGGACGACUCUGACUCCGAUGUUGGCAAAAAGAAACGUAAGCAAACUAAGCACAAGCCUAAAGACACACCCGAAGAGAGGGUGCAACGGGAGAUGGAAAAGGUCGCUCUCUUACAAUCACGUAUGGCGAAACGCAAGAAAAAACAGAAGCGUAUCCGUGCAGUGGACGAUGACGACGAUCGACCGCAACAAACAAAUAAAAAGCCAAACAAAUUUAAGAAAAAGCAAAGCAACUUUGCCAUAGAUCUUACCGAUACGUCAAAAUCUACAGCUAAGAGACUCCGAUACGACGCGAAUCAAGCCCAAAAAGGAAAAUUCCAAAACGGAAGAUUCAGAGGUCCAAAUGAAAAAAAGGGUCAAAAAGGAAAAGACGGCAAGGGAAAAGGGCAGAAAGGCAAAAGUGGAAAGACAUUCGGUAAACCUAAAGCACCUAAAGCUGGAAGUCGAAAGAAAAAAUGAC